AUGCCCGUGCCGAGUGGGCGCGACUCGGGGAGGGGGAGGCGCGAGGGCAAGCUGGGGGCGUACGACUUCCGGGCGAUCGAGCGGAAGUGGCAAGUCGUGUGGAAUUCGAAGCGGCUGCUGGAUAGGGACUUCGCGCGGUUCAACCGGCGCGCCGGGGGGGGCAGCGUUGCAGGCGGCGAUGGAAGUAGCGUGGGCGAAGGAGGCGUUGCAGGCGGCGAUGGGAGCGGCGAGGGUGAGGGAGGCAUUUCCAGCCGCCUCUCGGGCGAGCCUAAACUUGAUCGGGGGGGGAAGCCCGCCAGGCGGAAGUUCUACGUGCUGGACAUGUUCCCCUACCCGUCGGCGCAGGGCCUGCACAUGGGGCACAUCCUGUGCUUCACCAUAACGGACGUGCUGGCCAAGUUCAAGCGAAUGACCAACCAUUGCGUCUUCCACCCCAUCGGAUGGGACAGCUUCGGACUGCCAUGCGAUAGGAUGUCUAUGAGGAUGAAAGUAGACCCCAGAAAAAUCAUUCAAAAAAAUAUACUAAAUUUUAAAAAACAGCUACUGAAAAUGGGGUUCCUCUUCAACUGGGAAAAUGAAAUUAACACAUCAGAUGGAGGCUUCUACAAAUGGACGCAGUGGAUUAUCAUUCAGAUGUAUUUAAGAGGCCUGGGUUAUAAGAAAAUGUCUUAUGUUAAUUGGUCGAACGAAAUUAACUGUGUAAUGUCAAAUGACGAAAUGAAGAAUGAGGCGAAUUUGGAAGGGUUAAAGGUAACCAAGAGGAAGCUCCUGCAGUGGUACCUCAAAAUUACGAAGUACGCCAACAGACUGAUUGAAGAUUUGAAGGACAUCGACUGGCCACAGAAGAUCAAACAGAUGCAAAUUAAUUGGAUAGGCAAGAGAAGAGGCAUCAUUCUAAAGGCGAGGGUGAUACCUACCGGUGAGUGGGCAGCUGGGGAUCUCCUUCGCAUCCCUUCGGAUUGUAUCACCCCGCAUGUUUGUUAUCAUAGCAUUUACGCCAACGAUGGGGUGACUCUCCUUUUGAAUUAUCUGUACCGUCAGGGGGGGGGCUCUUACGACUUCUUCGCUUCGUUUGUUAGAACGUCGAAUGAGAAGCAUCCCAUUCUGGAGGGAGACAGCCAAAUGGAACGCCUCAUUUAUGAUGAGGACGCUGUGCAAGAUGUGCUGAGGGCGAUCAAACCGAGGGCUUCCAUAUUGGGACUACCCCCUAACGGGAGGGAGAAAAAACAUCUGCUGAGUUUCACCACAGAUGGUGAAGAAAAGGAGGAGGAUUUAUAUGUGAAAAUAUUUUUAAACGAAAAGGAGGCCAUCUUCCAAGGGGACAAAUUAUUAGUGAGCGUCAAUCAUCCGAACAUCCACCAGAUAGUGAAUGGGAACGAAUCUUUACUAGCCUUCGUGAGCGAAGCAGUCAGGCAGAACGACACGGAGAGGCUGAAGAAUGAGCGGAUCCUCUUCACAGGCUCUGUUAUUUACAACCCCAUAAUAGGGAAAUACAUCCCCAUAUACGUUUGCUCUUACGUGUUAGAGAAUAAUGGGCACUUGCUGUUCGUUAAAAGGGGGAGGAGAGAACAAGUGGGAGAGACUUCCAAAGGGGAAGAGGUCCUCCACAAAUUGCUGUCCGCAUCGAAGUAUAGCAAAGGGUGCAGCGUGUACAAUUUGAGGGACUGGUUGUUUUCGAGGCAGAGGUACUGGGGCGAGCCCUUUCCCUUUCUCUUCCCAGUGGGGGGCACCCAACAGGAGCACCCAAAUGGGGAGCAAAUCCCCACUGUGAGCAAUAAACAGAAGGAGCACCCAAAUGGGGAGACUACCCCCCUGUGUAGUUCCCCCCCGAGGGAUAUCUACAUAGAUGACGUCCCUGUGCAUCUGCCAAAGUUCCACAAAAGAAUAUACGAAUUGGGUUCCAGUAGACACAGUGAAGGAUCUCCCUCCGUUCUCUCCAGAUUUAAGAAGUGGGCUUUCCAAAGGAGAGAAAAUAAUCUUUACAAGAGAGAAUGCGACAUCAUGCCUCAGUGGGCAGGCUCUAGCUGGUACUUCUUAAGGUACUUGGACUCUAAGAAUUCGAAUUGCAUUUUUAACAAAGAGAGGGCCAAUUUUUGGAUGCCUGUGGACCUGUACGUUGGGGGGAGUGAGCAUGCUGUGCUGCAUCUGCUGUACGCGAGGUUUUUUCACAAGUUUCUGUACGACCUUAAGCUGGUUAGCCAUAAGGAGCCCUUCCAGAGGCUCUUCAACCAGGGCCUCCUCCUGAGCGCCACUUCGUUCUUUGCCUACACGACGUUGGAGGGGGAGUUGGUUAGUUAUGCAACGGUGAGGGGGGAAGCGGCGGAGGGGCCCCCGCAGGGGGGCAGCACGAAGAGUACCCAUGGGAAGGAUGCCCCCCCGGGUGGAAGCGGCCAACUUGGAAAAGAGGGCCAACAGUCCGUUUCCGACCAACCGCCCUUACCUGACCAACUUAACUGCACCACUGAGAAGGCCCUGCGAGGAACGGGCCCAACCGCCCAGGGGAAGAAGUACACGAAGCGCCAAAUUCCAGAGGAGCUGGUGGUGCAGAGAGAGGGGAGAUAUUUUUUGAAGGAGGCCCCACACGUGGAAGUCAAAGCCAAUUAUGAAAAAAUGUCCAAGUCGAAAGGAAACACAGUGAACCCGAACGAUAUUGUGAAGAAAUAUGGGUCCGAUUGUCUCCGGCUGUAUAUCCUAUUCUUAGGACCUAUAGAUCAGAACAAAAAAUGGGACCUCAAGGGGAUAAAAGGGACCUACAAAUUUUUGAACAAUUUAUAUAGCUUGUUUGUGGAGGAUGUAAAAGGAGCCUCUCCCUUGGGGGGGGAGAAGAUACCACAGGAGUGUAACGCCACUAUCGAGGUUAACUCUGGAGUUCCCCCAAAUGGAGGCCAUAAUUUUGUGGAGACCCACCGCGAACAAAGCAACGACCAUAUAAUUUGCACCAAGUGUAGGAGGAAAAAACGGAACAAGCAGAUGAUUCUCCAAUUUGAAAUGAUGAAAAGUGGGGGGGGGAGCCAACAUGAAGCAGAAUUCAACCGUGGGAGGCAAAGGGAAGCAUUAAAACGUAGUAUAAACUCACUAUGUAGUGAGGACCACUCGCUCAAACAGCUAUCAGACGUGAUUGUAAAAAAAAGGGGAAGCGAAAUUGAACGGGAGAAGAAAGAAAGGGCAAAUUAUUACAUUCACAAAAUAACGAGGUGCCUAAACAGUAUGAAGCUGAACACAGCCGUCUCCUUCUUCAUGACAUUCUUUAACGAAAUUAAAAAGUGGGAUUACAUCCCCUUGAAAAUCUUUUUAAUCUUUGUGAAGUUACUGUUCCCCUUCUGCCCGCACAUCUCCGAGGAGUUCUGGUUCUUCUACUUGAAGAAAUACAAACCGGAGAGAAAGCAGAUUUGUUAUUUCUGCAAUUCUAGCCUGAUGUACUUCUCGCGAUGGCCCUCCUUAUUCCGGUUGGAGGCUCCACUGGUGGGUAGGCUCUCCAUCCGGUUGAAUAACCGCCACGUGGCCUUCAUGGAGGUGGAGCGGCGCAACGGCUUGGGGGAGUUACCCAGUUUAGAGAGUUAUCAGCAUUCGGAGCGCCCCCCAAAUGAAGAGCCGGCGGAACGCCCCACAAAUGAAGAGCCAGCGGAGCGCCCCACAAGUGAAGAACCGGCGGAACGCUCACAGGGCAUCAUUCGUGAGGCCACAAACAGGAUAAAGGACCGAAUCGAAAGGGAGAAGAAACGGGGCAAACGACUCGUCAACGUGUUGUAUAUUCCCAACAGGGUCGUAAAUUUUGUCCUCAAGUGA
Messenger RNA from Plasmodium vivax (malaria parasite P. vivax), 3786 nucleotides. Its product is annotated as leucyl-tRNA synthetase, putative. Bases 1 to 3786 code for a protein of 1261 amino acids. Gene Ontology annotation, molecular function: aminoacyl-tRNA deacylase activity; ATP binding; leucine-tRNA ligase activity. The transcript is spliced from 2 exons. Gene Ontology annotation, biological process: leucyl-tRNA aminoacylation; mitochondrial translation. The record is from RefSeq and is a predicted model, not a curated record. NCBI's taxonomy places the organism in Eukaryota, Apicomplexa, Aconoidasida, Haemosporida, Plasmodiidae. Gene Ontology annotation, cellular component: mitochondrion.